GAUUAUUAUACAAUUGCAGUGGCGGUGGUUAAUCAUCAAAAGCUCUCUUUUUUAUGUAAGCGUGAGUGAGUGAGUGAGGUAUAUAAACCAACCCUCCUUUUGCCAUUACCCUUUUUCUUUCCACUCUCUUUACUAGACUUCCUUCCCCUUUUUCUCUAUUCUACCACCAGUGUUGUUAUCAAAGAAGAAAAACCCCAAAUUUGAUUAAAGUGUUUUUGAUUUAAUGGAAAGAAGGGUGCUAAAAGUAGCACAGAAUCAGAAAUUGGGUAUCUUUCUCUUCCAACUUUUAAUUUAAAGUUGUUAUCUUUCUCUCUCUCUCUCUUUCUUUUCAAGGGUUUGUUUGGUUUUGGUUUUGGUUUUUAUUAUCUGCAACUCUCUGACUAGGGCUUCAAUCACCUUAUUUAUUAUCCUGAAAUCAAUGUUGUUGUUUGCACAAUUCACUCACUCUUUUUUAGUCUUUAGGGGGGUCCUUCUUUAUCAAUUUUUGGUACUUUCAAGCUUUGGAAAUGGUAGCUGCUAAACUCGUGUGAACCUUUGGUACAUCUUUUUGUUUGAUAUGAGUGACAAAGAAAAGUUUGAGGUAGAUAGAAAUGAGGAUCCUAUGAGUUACUCUUCUGGUAUGCCUCCUGAUUGGAGAUUUGGGGGUGGAAAUCUUGUGGAUUCAUCUGCUGGUUUGGUUUCAAUUGGUAAUUCUAUGAGAGGAGAUUUAGUUGGUUCUUCUUCAUGUUCAUCUGCCUCUAUGGUGGACUCUUUUAGUCCUAACUUUUGGGACCAUUCAGCGAAUUCCCAAAAUUUGGGAUUUUGUGACAUGAAUGUUCAGCACAAUGGGAGCUCUUCGAACGCGGUUGGGAUUAGAAAAGAUGGGUUUGGUUUUGGAAGAGGUGGUCAUGAUGAAAUAGGUUGGAACCAGACUAAUUCUAUGUUGAAAGGGGAUGGUUUUUUACCAAAUGGACAAGGGGUUUUUCCGCAGAAUUUAUCUCAGUUUCCAGCUGAUUCUGGUUUUAUUGAAAGGGCUGCGAGGUUCUCUUGCUUCGGUGGAGGGAAUUUUGGUGAUGUGAUGAACUCGUAUGGGAUUCCUCAAUCCAUGGCUAUGUAUGUCGGUGCAGUUCAUGGAGGUAGAGAUGCUCUUGCGGGAGCUGGAUUGAAAAUAGCAACCGGGGGACAAUCACAAGAAAGAAGUGAUCCUAAUGUAGUUGAAGCAGCUACCAAAGGCGUGUCUCCAUCUGUUGAGCAAUUGGCUACUAGAGGAAGCCCUUUAUUGAAUGAUAAAAAUGAGAGUCGUGCCUUGUCUCGAGAUGAAGAGAAGAAGGCUGUUGUUCGGAAUGGUAAUGAUUCUGACAGAGGUGAGUCGGGCGAUGACGGUGGUGGUGGUGGACAGGGUGGUUCCCCAAUGUUGGAGGGUACUACUAGUGGGGAGCCUUCUAUUAAAGGACUUAACUCGAAGAAAAGAAAAAGAAGUGGACAAGAUGAUGAUAAUGAUAAAGUUAAUGAAGCUCAAGAACUACAGAGUGAAGGAGCAAAGGACAACCCUGUGAAUCAACAGAAGGGCGACCAACAACCAACUUCAACCACCAAGGCUUCUGGGAAGAAUACCAAACAGGGCUCUCAAUCUUCUGAUCCACCUAAGGAGGAAUACAUACAUGUUAGGGCUCGCCGGGGUCAAGCAACAAACAGCCAUAGCCUUGCAGAAAGAGUUAGGAGGGAAAAGAUAAGUGAGAGGAUGAAGUUUCUUCAGGAACUUGUGCCUGGAUGCAGCAAGGUCACUGGCAAGGCAGUAAUGCUGGACGAAAUCAUCAACUAUGUACAGUCACUUCAACGACAAGUUGAGUUUUUAUCUAUGAAACUUGCAACGGUAAAUCCACGGCUGGAUUUUAAUAUUGAAGGCCUUCUUGCUAAAGAUAUUCUUCACCAAAGGCCCGGUCCUUCAUCUGCAUUAGGGUUUCCUUUAGAGAUGUCGAUGAAUUUUCCUCCAUUACAUCAACCUCAACCAGGGCUGAUUCAAUCAGUUAUUCCAAACAUGACAAACCCGUCCGAUAUCCUUCGUAGAGCUAUGCAUCCACAAUUGAGUGGAGGGUUCAAGGAGCCAACUCAGAUGCCUGAAAUGUGGGAGGAUGAGCUUCACAAUGUUAUACAAAUGAGCUUUGCAACAACUGCUCCCACGAGUAACCAAGAUGUGGAUGGUACUGCUGCAUCAAAUCAGAUGAAAGUUGAACUUUGAUGUUAAGUCUACAACGCAUAUUUUGGCUUUUGUUCCAGUCAGAUGGAAAUAACAACAGUCAGACUUUUACAUAUGACUUGCCAAACUUGUUAAAUGCCGAGGCCGCCUUGGGGGUAAGUGGCACCCUACAGAUGACUGGAUGUAGGUUAGGGAAAGUAUUAAUGAAUGUUCCUUUCUUUUGAAGCGUGAAUAUAUGUAUCAUAUGUUUAGAAGUGGAAGUCUCUAUUUUACUGAAAUAGGUUUGCUCACUAAAUGUAAUUGAAGAAUGUAAAGGCAGGAUCUCACUAAGUUUGUUCAACCAGGUGAAAUUCUAUAGCAUUUUUUGUUGGGCUGGCCAUAUUUUAGUUUAGAGUGAGAAAUUAUGGAAAAUUUGUAUUUGAAAAAAACAGUAUUUCUUGUUGAUGAUAUAUAUAGUGUAAUUUUACACAAGUGAGUUUUUAACCUUAGAAGAACACUGUUUAGGGAAUGAAAUUUUAUUGUAACACACAAGUUGUAGUGUGUUUUAUAGAGAGACAACUCUGAGCAUUCCAAUUCAGCCAUUAAUGUUGUUGUACUCGGUGAAUGCUGCUACCAACAUCUAAAGACAAUAAGAAAUCCAGACAAACAUGACAUGCCGGGUUCUGCUUAAUCAUAAAUGCCUCAAUAUUGUUUUCUCA
This is a messenger RNA of Vicia villosa (hairy vetch), 2874 nucleotides long. Its product is annotated as transcription factor bHLH49-like. Gene Ontology annotation, biological process: regulation of DNA-templated transcription. The record is from RefSeq and is a predicted model, not a curated record. Gene Ontology annotation, cellular component: nucleus. Bases 557 to 2218 code for a protein of 553 amino acids. NCBI's taxonomy places the organism in Eukaryota, Viridiplantae, Streptophyta, Magnoliopsida, Fabales, Fabaceae. Gene Ontology annotation, molecular function: DNA-binding transcription factor activity; protein dimerization activity. The transcript has 9 exons.